Molecule: messenger RNA, 3204 nt
Organism: Calidris pugnax (ruff)
Lineage: Eukaryota; Metazoa; Chordata; Aves; Charadriiformes; Scolopacidae
Gene: CLIC5
Product: chloride intracellular channel 5
Exons: 7
Coding region: 13-1224 (403 amino acids)
Source: RefSeq, a predicted model, not a curated record
CAGCCGGCAGUCAUGGAAGACCAGGUCUUUACCAAUGUUAAUCAAAAUGUUAAUGACACCAUUGAAAAUGAGAUUACAGACUCUUAUGAAGACAAAGGGGAUAACUUUUCUGAUCCUGUCCAUGAAGAUCCAGCAUCUUCUUCCAUCACUACUGUCCCAGAGAGUCCUUUUUCCAUCACUAGUAUCCCAGAGGGCAUGGAUAGUAGUCAAGAGAGCUCAAAAUACAUCUGUGAGAAUUCUGUGGCCUCUCAGCAUGGGGCUGAUGGAGAGGAUGGUUCUUCUUUAUUUCACCAUGGUGCUGAAGAAGACCACCAGUUCCAGGACAUGGAUCUGAUAAGCCCAACUUUGGAAGAUAAACACGUAGAGGGCAUGAUGUUCGAGAACAACGUGUAUUUUCCUCCAGAUGUCCAGUUGCGUCGGAGCCAGAGUGUUUCCUCCAACUCUUCGACUUCCCUCAUGUUCCCCCCUAACAAUAACUUCGGAGAAACCGACAACUUCCAGAAAGAUUGUCAGAUUUUCUUGUAUGUAAAGGCUGGUAUAGAUGGAGAAAGCAUUGGGAACUGCCCAUUCUCCCAGCGUCUCUUCAUGAUCCUGUGGCUCAAAGGAGUUGUGUUCAAUGUCACCACUGUUGACCUGAAAAGAAAGCCAGCUGACCUACACAAUCUGGCUCCUGGGACCCACCCACCUUUCUUGACUUUUAAUGGAGAAGUCAAGACAGAUGUUAACAAGAUUGAGGAAUUUUUGGAAGAGACUCUUGCACCUCCAAAGUACCCCAAGCUGGCUGCUAAGCACCGGGAAUCAAACACUGCUGGAAUUGAUAUCUUUUCCAAAUUUUCUGCAUACAUCAAAAAUACCAAGCAGCAGGAUAAUGCUGCCCUUGAAAAAGGCUUGGUGAAGGCUCUGAAGAAGCUGGAUGACUACCUGAGGACCCCUCUGCCAGAGGAGAUUGAUGCAGACAGCAUUGAAGAGGAGAAAGUAUCUAAACGCAAGUUUCUGGAUGGAGAUGACCUGACUCUUGCUGACUGCAACCUUCUGCCCAAACUCCAUGUUGUCAAGAUCGUUGCAAAGAAAUACCGCAACUUCGAGUUCCCGACAGAGAUGACGGGGCUGUGGCGGUACCUGAAGAACGCCUACGCCAGGGAUGAGUUCACCAACACCUGUGCAGCAGACAAAGAGAUCGAGGAAGCCUACGCAGACGUGGCCAAGCGGCUCAGCAAGUCCUAACUGACCUCAGCGGUGGCUCAGUAUCCCCUUUUUACAGACUCUUCUCCUUGUUGCCUUAAGACAUACUUUAUCAUUACGCUAUCUGGUUGGCAUCCCUAGGACUUCAGCUGUUCACGUGUAUCUUUCAGGGACAAAUCUGCUUCUCCCUGGAGAAAAGAGGAGGCAGCUCUAGUGCAGGGGGUGGAGACCCUUUGAAACCCCAACGUAAGAUCUGGCUCAACUAGUAUUAUUCACAAUCAGUAUUGGAAAUGAGUCCACUUAAUUAAUUCCUUGUUUCAUGUUGGUGGUAUAGCAUCACCUGUAUUCUUUGGAGCUUUAAAAAUAGAAACUUAGCUGAAAUUUCAAGUAAGAGAGUUAGGAACACACAGAACUUAUUCUUCUCUAGGUUAUUUCAAGGAUGCUUUUCCCUCCAGUACUGUUGAGGUCCUUGAGGCAGGGCAAAAUAUGAGAGAGAGAGGAGAAAAAAAGGAGUUUGACCCUAAAGGAGAAAUGGUUUUAGCAGUUAUAUUUAAAAAACUCUCUGAAUGCUUAUUCUGUCUUAGCAGGCCCAGGAGUCUAUGAGGUAUUUAUUUUUAACUUGGCGCAAGAGGGGGAAGCCUGAGUGAAUAUGUCAGACUUGCAGAUGCUACUUUGCAUAAAAUUUGCAUGAUGCUGUUGGAUCCGAAUGUUUGAAGCACAAGAGAGUGAAUGAACAAUUGAGCAGACAGCCCUUGGAAGAGCGGGGCUGGUGCCAAAAUGCCCAGUGGAUCUGUGGGUUGGUAGAGACACACAGACACAGCAGUAACGGGGGCAGCAUAUUGAUUCUGGUGACCAGAGGUGGAACUGGCACAGCAAACCCAACCACUUAGGAUAUUGUCUUCUUGACUCUAUGGUUGCCAGUUCCUUUAUGUUUGCUGUCUUGGGAAACUUGGAUAGGCAGGAGAAAGCUGUCACUGCACACGAAUUCCAGGCAGGGGAUGCGCUUUCUUCGUGUUGGGCUCCAGGUGGGUCACUUCCAAGCACUCAUCAUCUCACCCCAGGAGAAGUUUGCUCUGAGACCCUGAAAGAGGGCAGGCUAAAACUGAGGCACAUUUCCAGCCAGAAAUUCAGGGAGUAUUCUAUCAGAAAUCCAUGCAUGACGCCUUAGUCCCGCUCAUCCAGGGUUUACUCUUCCAGGUUACACAGUUCUGAAUUAAGAUUGUUUUCUAAAACCGAUUAUUUUGUUCUAUCUGCAGCAUCUGCCUGCCACAAUCUGCUUUAUGCUAGUGAUCAUUUGCACGUUACUUUGGCAAAUUCAGAAUGACAGCUCCUUUGCAUGAAAAUCACGUGCCCCAAUAUGUACAACAGUGCACAUGGCUCUCCAUCUCCAGUUUGGGGAGGGAUUUAUCCUUGUUUUCAAAGAUAAAAUAAAGCUGAGCUGUAACCCGAUGUGGCUCCCCUUCUGAUCAGAGCUGCUUGAGCUGCACUGGUUUGAGGGGAACCCCAAUCUGGCGAGCUGUGACAGAGGGGCACCUCGCAGCAGGCUCCUUUGCAGCCAGAGAGCUGGAGGACAGGAGACCACAUGGAGAGCCAUCCUCUGCCGUGUGACACCGAUGACAAUCUGAAGCUAUCUUGUUGCUUUGGUGGGAUUAUUCCGUUUUUCACACUAACCCAGCUGGGAGCAGAAUGUCGCUCGUUGACUGUGAAGAUAGUUUGUGGUUGACUAUUGUUUUGCAUGCAAUGGUCAAUUUGUCCUGAACUUUCCAAAACCUUGGAAGAAAAUCCAUGAACUCCCAAGUCUUCCCCUGGAACAGGCUGUUUUAACAACGGCUAGACUGGAGGGCAAAGGCUUGCACUCUUUAAAAUAUUGCUGAGAAAUCAGCUGGCUCAGAGAACACUAAUAGCAGCCAGAAAAACCUAAUGAGAUUAGAAGUGUCUGCGCAAGCACAUGUGGCUUGUUAAAAACAUUUCUUCAUGAGAUCGGAAUUAUUUGUGAUUUUUUUUUUUUUUUUAAAUUAAGAU